AUGUCUGACGGGAGACAGCGAGCUUUGUCCACCUCUGGAGAGUCUCUGUACCAGGUCCUGGGUCUGGAGAAAGGCUGCUGCCAUGACGACAUCAAGAAGUCCUAUAGGAAGCUGGCGCUGCGGUUCCACCCAGAUAAGAACCCCGACAACCCGGAGGCGGCAGAGAAGUUCAAGGAGCUGAACAGCGCCCACGCCGUGCUGUCCGACCUCACCAAGAGGAACAUCUAUGACUCGUACGGCUCUCUGGGACUCUACGUGGCGCAGCAGUUCGGCGAGGACAACGUCAACACCUACUUCAUGCUGUCCACCUGGUGGGCCAAGGGUCUGUUCCUGGUCUGCGGGGUCCUGACCGGCUGUUACUGCUGCUGCUGUCUCUGCUGCUGCUGUAACUGCUGCUGUGGGAAACUGAAGCCGACGCCCACAGGUGAGGGGGCGGAGACGGACUACGUCUCCCCCCAGGACCUGGAGGAGGAGAUACGCAAUGACCCCGACAACGACGUUGAAACUCCGAUCAUUCAGCAGCCGACCAACACCAGCGAGAAAUCUCAGCUGAUCACCAAUGGACACCGCAAAUACGGAGACACCUGCUAAUGAAAAAGGAAACAGGAAAAGCAUCACUGCAGGAGCAGCUGGUCACUGCUCCACAAGACGAGCUGUUAUUACACGUGUUGUAACAACAGGAGGAACUGAAUCAGAGACA
Molecule: messenger RNA, 700 nt
Organism: Centropristis striata (black sea bass)
Lineage: Eukaryota; Metazoa; Chordata; Actinopteri; Perciformes; Serranidae
Product: dnaJ homolog subfamily C member 5-like
Exons: 4
Coding region: 1-591 (196 amino acids)
Source: RefSeq, a predicted model, not a curated record